This is a messenger RNA of Megalopta genalis, 5861 nucleotides long. RefSeq lists its product as uncharacterized. Gene Ontology annotation, biological process: regulation of DNA-templated transcription. Gene Ontology annotation, molecular function: DNA-binding transcription factor activity; cis-regulatory region sequence-specific DNA binding. The record is from RefSeq and is a predicted model, not a curated record. Lineage: Eukaryota; Metazoa; Arthropoda; Insecta; Hymenoptera; Halictidae. Gene Ontology annotation, cellular component: nucleus.
UGAAAAAGAGCCGCGUUACUCUCAGAACAGGGAAUUGAUAUCGUGUGCAAACGCAACCGUGGCCAUUUUCAUGUUUGCUCCAGUUUCGUAAUCAUUAUCAACUCCAUAUUUGAAUUCAACAAGUAACGCAGUGGCAUGUUUUCGCGUGUUCUCGAAUUUUUCUGCGGCCGUUCACGUGGAAUCACGAUCUCGCCGAGGAACCGUUACAUUCUGUUUUCUUCGAAAUCUCGUGCUCGUCGCAUCGAAAUCGUUUCAUGAAAAACGAAUAGCCCACGAUAAAUCUGUUCACCCCGUUCCACGUAUCCGUGUGCAGUCGCUGUCCGAACUCCGAACGGGUUUGCUAACCGGUCUCCGAUUCAAAACCAAGAACGCGAACGUUCCGAAAAAGAUGUUUCGAACACGUUCAUGUUGCAGCGCGUUAACAACAAGGCCAUGGAAACAUGCUGGGAAAACAGACUGCGCCGUGUAGACGCCAUUUUUCCCCGAAGACUGUUUAAAAUGACAAAAAAAAUACUAGACACAAUAUGCCACCAGAUAGACCAGACGCAUCGGGAGUAGAAACUGGAGUAGGACUGAAUAGCACCCAGGUAUUCAGUUUCGGAGAAACAGUAUACACCAUGAAGGAAGAAGAGAAUGCAAGUGCUUUUAUAGAGACAAAUUCAUCUGAUGAACUUCACGAAGACAUUUCGAUGACCGAAAAGUCUAUAGAAAAGAACAGUCAGUUAGACGAUGAUUUAACUUCCUUAAGUUGGCUCCAUCAGCAGAAUUUAUUGAAGGGGCUGGAUAUUGCGAAUCCUCCCAAAGACAUAAAAAAUGAGAAUGUAUUGAAUAAUAAUGUAUGCGAUGAUCCUGCGGACUUUUCUGAAAACACAAACUCCAUUUCAAGCCUAGACGACGGUUAUUGUCCAGAUAAUAACGGCAAGAUAAACAAUUCAACGUCGCACAGUCAUAGUCAGAAUUUUCAGCAUGCAAAUAAGAAUGGUCAAAAGUCGAUGCAAAUAUUUCAGGAAUCGGUAAAAAAUCAUUACAAUUCCUCGCAAAAUAAUCAAACGAAGAUUUCCUUGAGCAACAACAAUCUGCCGGUUUCAAAUCGGAACAAGCAUCCUACACAUAUACCAUACGAUCCCCAUUUGCACAGAAACAGCAAACCCCCAUACUCAUUUUCCUGUUUAAUUUUCAUGGCUAUUGAAGAUAGCCCUGUAAAAGCCCUACCAGUCAAGGAAGUGUAUGCUUGGAUAUUGGAUCAUUUUCCAUAUUUUAGGAACGCUCCCACUGGAUGGAAAAAUUCUGUAAGACAUAAUCUAAGCUUGAAUAAAUGUUUUCGUAAAGUGGAGAAAGCGCCGAAUUUGGGCAAAGGUUCGUUAUGGAUGGUAGACGCUCAGUAUCGACCAAAUUUAAUACAGGCAUUGUCUCGUGCUCCCUUCCCGCCUCCUACUGCUCAAACUUUGUCUUCCCCAGAAAAACCGCCGAGAAAGAACACAAGCACACGGCUUCCAGAUCCUAUUCUCUUCCCGUACCUCUCCAAAAGACUGGCAUCAAGCAACAUUUCCGAUAAUACAGAAACAGAAGUAGACAGCGACGUAGACGCAGCUGCCGCUGCUAUGCUUUCUUUCAAACAUGGACCUAUUAUUUUAAAUCAUAACAAAGAUCGUAAGCGAAAAUUACCAGAAUCGGAGAAAUGGAUUCCAGUAAUCACUAGGAGUUCUAGUGAAGAUCAUACAUACAGUUGCAUCACUACGGUGAAACGAGAAAGCAGAUACCCAAGCGAAGAAACGAAUUCGGAUUUCGAUGAGCAACGGAAGAUAGCAGAGGGUGCAGAUGCGCUUUUAAAUUUAGCAGGCGUGACAACGGCGCUGAAUCACCCUAGAACGCCUCACGUACAAGGUAUUAGCCCAGCACCAAAGUCGGAGGGUACGUCGAAACCGAAGAAACGUUCGGCUCCAAACGAUUACUCGAACUCGCCGGAAAAAAGGCGUAAACAUUGGCCAAAGUGGAGCGAAGGAAAGCGGUAUUUAAAACAAAUUAUAUAAAAUUUAUCGUUGGCGUGUAGAAUUCACGUAUAGCGCAUUACAUGCACUCGUUAUUUUUCAUCCUCGGAUAAGAAAUCGGAAAAGAAAUUCUUCCGCGAUUCUACUUUUCGAAUAAUGAUAAUUAAAAUGGAAACAGACUUAACAUCUUCUAACAUAUAUACAUAGUUCUAUAUAUAUGUAUAUACAUAUAUAUAUAUGAUUGCAAAACUCUGUCGUCUUUCGAACGCAACCAAUGUUAGCAAUGAUUUGCAUCGAAGUAUAUUGCCAUUUUUAGGCGUGUAAGAAGAAAAAGUGCGAGAAGAGUGCGAGGACGCGUUCGGUUGCGUCGGAAGGAAAGCUCUGUCAGGUGCAUUUCUAUUUAACGCGAGGGAAACAAGAAAUGACAAAAAAUUGGCGGUCGCUCAGGGUUUAGAACUCGCUAUAUGCCAAAAUAAAUUCAGUAGUACUAAGCAACAAGCAAUAAUAGUGUUGAGGUAGUGUUGAGGAGGGAGCUCGUUUCUUUCACAGCAUGUUAACUAAAAAACAUGAACACAACUAAGAGGUUCACGGAGUGUCAAUGAAGGAAACACUAUCGCAUACUAAACUAAAUAACGAUGAAACUUUUUAGACCUGUUGUGACGAUUAUACAUAUUAAUUCAUAGAGAGUUUAAUUAAUGAUAAUAGAGUUCUAUAUAUUAGGUUUUUGUAGAUAUGUAUAGAGAUAUAAUUGAUAUCUAUUCGAUAGAGAAAUUGAUAAUAUAUUUAAAAAAAGAUUAUAUAUAUAUGUAAAUUUAUAUAUAUAUACAUACAUACACACACGCGCGUGCGCGCGCGUACGCUUACACAACACCCAGGCACAUGUCGUGUGCUCCUUCAUUCACACAUACACCGAAAUGCAUCUGGUCAUGUACGCAGCUAUAUGUUUGCAAAAAUGCGUACCGCGAAAAUUAUCAAUAACAAAAAUUAAAGAAAAAGAGAGAGAAAGAGAGAGACACAUACACACAAACACACACACAUACACAGAAAAAGAGGGAGAGAGAGAGAGAGAGAGAAAGAGAAAGAUAGAAAAGAAUCACAGUCGAGGUGCACUAAAGACAAACAUGGAUUUGAAAUGACGAAAAUAUUAUCAUUUCAUGCCUUUUUCUACUCUCUUCGUGGCUUUUGAGAUGAUUUUAAACAAUGCUGUAUAUAUAUGUAGAUCCUACGAUGUAUGCGCGGACCAGUUUCAAAAUUUUGUUAAAGAAUCAAUAUAUCAUGUCGAAUCGAUACUAUAUUGAUCGGAGCAUAAGAGCGUAGGAAACAGAAGAGGUAAAACUAUUUUUAUAAAAAAAAAAAAUAACAAAAAACAGAUAUAUCCGUAAUAUUAAGAGCAUCGUGAAAUACCUGAUAAGUAAUUGAGACGCGUAUACAAAGGGUGGAUAUCGAUGGGAGAGAACUGGUCUGGCAUACAUUAAACAUCUAGUUCUAUAUAGAGAGAACGUAUAUAUUUUUACAGGGCACUGCCCGCGUGAUAAAAGCUCUUCCUAAUAAUUCGCUAAAACACAGUUUAUUAGCUUAAACCAUUUACUAAUUGUAAUCAUAGCGUAACUUGCGUGACACUACAAGCACAGCAUGGUAGCGCAGCCUGAACAAUUUCAUGUGUUUUAUGAUUACACAAUGUCAUACGGUUCGGCAAUUUUCAUAGGAAAAAAAAUACAAAAAAAACGAGAUACAAAACAAUGUAUAAUCUUCUCGAAUUUGGUUACCAAUUUAAAAUGAUUUUAAAAUUUUAAAUCGGAGACGUUUCUAGUCUUACGACAUCAUACGUGAACGUAAAAGAGAAAGAAAUUGUGAACGAGGUAUCACUGGUUAGGUCGAUAAUGAUAAUUAAGCGUCACAAUUGAGAAUAAUAAUGAAUUGUUACCUGUGAGAUACAUGUUAAAACUGCUGGCUCAGAUAUAUUCGAGACAUGAGAAACACGUCGUGUAGGUGUAGCUUUCGAAGAAGGUGCAAUUUAGUUUAACUUAUUAAUUAUCGCAUUGUUUAUCGUCCUAUAUUUAAUACACUUCUAGUUACUUGCUCGAAGUCUUCAAUUUUUGCCUCCGUAGUAAAUUGAUUUAGUUAAGAAUUGCGCGUUGGUCGUUUGUCGAGAAGCGGACUUUGUACAAUUUUGAGUCAAGGGGAUGUUGUUUGUACAGGAUCACAACAUCGCUCGUAUAUUGUUUACCUAAACAUUCUACAAUUUAGAGAAAUGAUAAAUUAAAAGGACAAAUAUGGACAGGGCGCGCUGCCAAAACUUUUUAUGUGAUUGUAGCUAGUCAGCUACGAAGGAAAAAGUAAUUCAAGAUAAGGGUGCAAGGAAGAAUGCCAUGUUGUAUAUAUAUAUUAUAUAUAUAAUCAUAUAUAUAUAUAUGAUACGGUAAAGCAAUUUUUGAGACAAAUGUACAUUUUUAUGUAAUGUAAAAAUUUAUCCUAUUUAAUGUAUACAUUGUAUAUUUGUAUUCUUUAGAUGCUCGUGCUCUCACGAAUUGAGCGAUUUUUCUUUUCAAAAUUUGUAUACACACACACGCAAGCAAGACCAGUUUUUGUAGACUUUACGUUUUCAAUUGUCUGUGAUAUUAUUGCAAAACUAAACAUGCCUUGUUGUUGUUGUUAUACUUUUGGUGAAACAGAUGUUUUUAGAGGUUUAUAAGUUUUGUUUAGAAAAGGAAAAGGUGUUGACCGGCACUUUCUGAUAUUAUUGAAUUGGCAUUCUUGCUGACACCUUGACAUUCUAAUCUAGAUAAGGAAACUGGCAUCUUCAAAUUAGUAAUAUAUUAUAUAUUAUAAAUAAAUAAAUAUAUAUAAAUAUAAAUAUAUAUAUGUAUGUAUACACAAAUACAUAUAUACAUAUAUAUAUGUAUAUAUAUUGAAAGUAAUAUCACAGUUUUCACUAUUUGUUGAAAUUUUUAGUCUAGCUUUCGUUUGCUACGACUGAAGAUCUGUUCUUCCAUGUAGUUUAUUCUAAUGUAAUCAAUUAGGGGGUGGGAUGCCAUUUAUAAUAAUAGUAAUUUAGCUAAUCGAUCAUUUACAAAUUAGAUGUAAUCGAUUAGCAGUGCAACGUAAAAGCAAUACACCAGUAAAUCCUGACAUUGGGCAAAAUACUCUGGUCGGCCGGAUCCUCGAGGGGAAAGAUAUUUAUUUAUAAAACAGUCGAAUGUCACGCGUUUGCACAUAGCGAUAUAAGUACAAGAAACAAAUUGUAAGACAGUAAUUGUACAAAAUAGCUCACUCGUCGAGUAUUUUUUACGAAGUAUUACUGUAGCGUACUAUACACAAUAGGGAAUACCAUUUCUUUUACGCGACCUUUUAAUGCAUGCGAAUCGUUACUUAAUAUAAUGUUCACAUCCUCGUGAAGAACGGCCGACUAAAUGCAUAGAUGAAACUAUCGACGAAUGAAACACCAAAAACAAAAAAGGAAAGAAGAAGAAAACGCAAGUGUAUGAAGCAAACCAUACUUUAUUGUAUUUCACAACUAGCCACGGACAAUCAAAAUGUAACAUGGUGUUUAAUUUGCUUCGAUUACAUGACAUCGUGCCAAACGCAGAAAUCAUUUAUUUGAGGAACAGAUGUUAAUUUAUAUGUAUAUCUACGAGUUGUACAUUAUAUAAAUUUUGUUGGCGAUAUGCGUAAUAUUAUUAUUAAUAUUAUUAUUAUUAUUGAUAAUUAUAUUAUUAUUAUUAUUAUUAAUAUAAUUAUUACUCAUUUUAAACGAAACACUGUAAAAUGUUUGUUAAGUUUUUGACCUUGCUUAUAUAAAUGAGUAAAAUAUUUAAUACUUUAGAUUGUAACCAAGACAGAACUUUAUUAAUGAAAAGAAUCUGAAAAAUCAAA